Molecule: messenger RNA, 2832 nt
Organism: Penaeus chinensis
Lineage: Eukaryota; Metazoa; Arthropoda; Malacostraca; Decapoda; Penaeidae
Exons: 12
Coding region: 49-2745 (898 amino acids)
Molecular function (GO): endopeptidase activity; signaling receptor binding
Source: RefSeq, a predicted model, not a curated record
GGAACAUAGGUAAAGGAAAAUAGUGUAUUUGUCUCCUCGCCGGCGACCAUGACGGGCCCCGGCUGGCGUGCGCUUCCAGCUGCUCUUUUGUGUUUGUGUUUCGCCUCGGUUUGCGCAGAAGACCCAUCAGCUGGGCGAAAGGAGGCUGCCCGCGGAGGCCUUCCCUUGACCUUCGACCAGCCUUUCGUCUACGAGAAUGGCGAGCGAUGCGGGGCGGACACUGGAUGCCUCACCUACACCUUGAUCGGCGAGCGCGCCGGCGAGGACGCCCUGGGGGCCUUCUAUGAGGUCGCGGAGUGGACGCGGACGCAGGCGGGCACCACGGUCAUCUUCGCCAGCAGGACUUACGGCGAUGGCACGCAGGUCUUCAAGCAGGAGUUCCCCGACGGUCUCAGAGGCACAAGCACGGGCGACAAGGACCUCGUCAGCACAGCCUACCCGCGCGUGGUACUGUCAGCUGACCCCGACCUGCGCUACAUCACUCCGGGCGGGUACAUGGCCGGCUGGACGCUCCUGGCACACGGCAGCACGCGCGAGGACCUGGCCCGCUUCCGCGCCGGCGAGGACGGCGGCCUCGUCGUCCUCCACCGCGCGUCGGACUCCGGCGCCGCGGACAGCGCCGUCAUCUCGGCCCUCUCGAACGCCAUGGCCGUCAGCGUGAGCCUGGACCGCGAGGCUUCGAGGCUGGACUGGGGCGUGCAGGGACUCGCCGAGGAAAUCCCCCCGGGGUUCGCCCUCGAGGUCAUCCUCCACCCCCACGCGCAGUCCGUCGUCAGGAAUAUCAUGUCUUGGGGACUGAGCCUGAGGAAGUACCACUCCACCGUGAAGAUACCAGACCCGACGGCCGAGUACUUGAGCUAUUACACUGACAACGGAGCCUACCAUUACUACAACCCUCUCCCCUUCACCAACUUCCGCGAUGCUGUUCUGGAUGUGUACAACCACUCAGUGAAGAAUGGUGUUCCCAUUAGGUACCUGCAGCUGGACUCCUGGUGGUACCACAAGGGGGAGGGCGGAGGCGUCAAGAACUGGACCGAGAUACCCUACCUCCUCCCCGACGGUAUUGGUACCCUUUACGAGACCACCGGCUGGCCAGUCAUCGCUCAUAACAGGUACUUCAGCAGCGACACCGACUACGCGCGCCAAAAUGGAGGGCCCUACGCCUUCACCAUCGACAGCGCCACUUCGAAGGCCCUUCCCCUGGAGGAGGCGUUCUGGGACGACCUCCUCGACGACGCGCUGACGUGGGGCCUCGCCACCUACGAGCAGGACUGGCUGGAUCGUCAGUACAUGUACACGAGCGCCCUACACACCGACGUCGACCUGGCGGGGCGAUGGCUGGACCAGAUGGGCGGUGCGGCGCUCGAGCGUGGGAUCAGUGUCCAGUACUGCAUGUCCCUCACGCGCCACCUUCUGUAUUCCGUCACCCUUCCCGCCGUCACGCAGAUUCGAGUCAGCGAUGAUUACAUGCUCAGUCCGGACCAGUGGCGCAUCGGCGUGACAAAUCUCCUCGCCUACGCCCUUGGUCUCAAGCCCUUCAAGGACGUGUUCUGGUCCUCGAAGGAGAAUGCCAACAACUUCUUCAAGGACUGCGAUCUGGCCCUUCCCGAAAGCAUCUGGCACCCCUUGGCACUUAGGCACAGAUACGGAGGAAGGAUCAACGUUACGGCGUCCGGCAAGGCGUGCGUGGCGUGGGCGGACUUCGGCUGGGAUGAUAAGUACUACGGCAGCGGCAUGGCCCUUAACCUCUGCCGCAACCCGGAGGACUUGAGGGACCGCCCCUUCUGCUACACGAAGGCCGGCUUUGAUAUCCCCGAAGAGGAGUGGGAGUGGGAGUACUGCGCCGCCCCCGUCUGCGACGUCGACUGCUACUUCGGCGACGGAGCCUUCUACAUCGGCAGCCACAACGUGACGCAGAGCGGCCUCUCGUGCGUGGACUGGGCGGGCGAGUUCGGCCUCUCCGGCGCUCGCUGCCGAAACCCCGACGGCGACGUCGCCCCCUGGUGCUUCGUCGCGGAGGACCACUCACAGCGGGACUACUGUGACAACGAGUGCCCUGAGGCCGUCGAGUACAGCCCCGAGCUGCAGAGCGCCGUCUCGACCCUCGCCGGAGGGCCUCUGGGCGUGGGCGACAAGGCGCAGAACCUGAACGUCGAGCUCAUCAUGAAGUCGUGCAACAAGGAGGGCCUGCUCCUCCACCCAACAAAGCCCGCAACGGUCAUCGACCUGUACUUCAUGUCGCCCGAAUACCGGGAGGUCUGGACGGGAUACAGCACCGUCGGCGACUACACCUUUGGCUUCAUCUUCCUGGCGGAGGUCGAGAAGCCCCUGUCUCUCUCGAGCUUUGACCUCAACCUCGACGAGGCCUUCCGCACCGACGUCCUCCUGUGGCAGAAUUACCCGGAAGGAUCCUCGCACCAGCAGCUCGUCGGGGCAGGCGAGGGCGUCCUCCUCCCGUCGUGUGGAGGCUUCCUCAACUUCUGCCUCUUCUACACGUCGCCUGCCAUCAACGCGGGGGGCAAGGACCUCUUCAUCCUGGGCGAGAGGAGCAAGUGGGUGCCUAUCUCGCCGCAGAGGAUUUCGGACGUUGAGGUGACGACGGCGGGCGUCUCGGUGUCCGUCUCGGGCGUCGAGGGCGAGAGGGUCGUCCUGUCCUUCUCUGACGGGGAAAUCUUUGACAUCGCUUGCGAUUUCCAGGCGAGUGGGACCAUGACAAUCGAUGUCUCCUCCCGCGCUUGCAGUUAGCGGAGUGCAGUUAUGGGCUCCCCUAAAUUGCAAUCCGAACGUGCUCUCAGUUCGCAAAUGAGAUUCAAUAAAUAAGAUUGAUUAAAA